This is a messenger RNA of Cuscuta epithymum, 1204 nucleotides long. NCBI's taxonomy places the organism in Eukaryota, Viridiplantae, Streptophyta, Magnoliopsida, Solanales, Convolvulaceae. The record is from the annotation of a GenBank genome assembly.
AUUCCAAAGGCUCUUUUUAGUUUUAUGGAUGAACCCCAGUCAAUAAAUACCUAAAAUAUAUAAACACGUUUGUGACUCUAAUCUCUUGGAUCAAUUACAUCCAUCCGGCCAAGAUUUGGUAAAAAAAAAAGUGGUCAAAGAAUGGAUUGCUCCGGUCAAAGCAGUAAUAUCAUCAAGAACCGCGACUUCAAAGAUGGGUUACACGAAUGGCGCCCAAAUGGCUGCAAAGUUUUUGUGGUGAAUCCAGCAGAUAGUAGUAGUGGCUGUGCUUAUGCUGUGAUGACAAAUAGAAAGGAGGCAUGUCAAGGCAUGGAGCAGGACAUCACUGGCCGUGUCUCGAAAGGUUGCACUUAUUCAAUCCGCGCUUUUGUGACAGUCGCCGGAAAACAUCCCGCCGGGAUGGCUACUGCAGUUAUGGCCACCCUCAGGCUUGUAUACAAACAUUCUGCCAUGUGCUUUAUUUGUAUCGGAAGAAAGACCGUUUGGCCGAACUGUUGGGAAGCUCUCGAAGGCACGUUUUCUUUGUCCACAAAUCCAGACCAAGUCGUCUUUUAUCUCGAAGGCUCCGACGCCCGCGUAGACAUACUCGUUAAAUCUGUCACCAUUUCACCUUCCUCUCUAGCCAGCGAUCAAAAGGAGAAAGAAGGGAUUGAAAGGAAACGCGAUCAUGAUCAUAUUCUUCAAGUUGCUAAUAAUAUAAUCUUUAACUAUGACUUCAGUCAAGGAUUCCUCAAAUGGGAAACCAAUGGUUGUCAAGGACACGUGGUUAAGGGAGAUUCAGGAAGCUCAUACGCUUUCAUUACAAACCGCAGAACAAAUUACCACGGCUUGCUGCAAGAUAUCACCAAUCGUGUUUGUCAAGGUUGUCCUUAUGCAGUGGAGGCUUGCGUUAGAGUUUCUGGUAACAUUGUGGGAUUGACAGAUAUCCAAGCCACACUAAGACUGGAGUACCAAAACUUGGAUGCUCAACAUCUCUUUAUUGGAAGGAAACCUGUUUCUCCAAACAAUUGGGAAACAAUAGAAGGCACUUUUACCUUGUCUACAAAAUCGGAUAGGGUAUUGUUUCUUUUAGAAGGGCCUUCUGGUGGAGUAGACAUUCUCGUAAAAUCAGCCGUAAUUUCAUAUGACUUUCCUUCCUAUUUUAUGUGAAGUUUGGACUUUCUCCUAUUUGUUUGAUACCAUCCAAUCCAUAUAUUAAUCCAUG